Molecule: messenger RNA, 4424 nt
Organism: Myxocyprinus asiaticus (Chinese sucker)
Lineage: Eukaryota; Metazoa; Chordata; Actinopteri; Cypriniformes; Catostomidae
Product: myogenesis-regulating glycosidase
Exons: 2
Coding region: 2099-3895 (598 amino acids)
Biological process (GO): carbohydrate metabolic process; skeletal muscle fiber development
Molecular function (GO): hydrolase activity, hydrolyzing O-glycosyl compounds
Source: RefSeq, a predicted model, not a curated record
AUGUUACUGUAACUAAUGUAUUGUGAACUUUGAUUCCGUCUGGACUUAGGUCAAUAUUACAUCACCUUUGUUGGAAGUUACUGCGGUUUUCUUUUUCAUCCAUCUUGAUGUAAUGUACUGCCAUCUGGUGGAAUGAGUGUGUUAUGAGACAAGGGUGCAUCCUUUGUAUAUUUAUGGGAAAAUAACAGUUCUUUAAACGCUAAAACAAAACUCCCAAACGAUUUUCUGAUCUACAUAUUGAUUUCAGAUUUUUUUUUUAAAAUUGUAUUAAGUUUUGGACGUUUUUAUUUUCACUUAAAUAAAUAAUAAAAUAAAAAUUCUUUCGGUGUGCCACCAACUCUUAAAAUACUACAUUACCCAUGAUGCACACAAACCGGUCAAACUUGCCUCUGUUAACGAGCGUCAAAGUCAGAUGUGCAGUUGUAAAUUGGUAUUACACAAGAGAGUGAUGUCUUAAAACAUUUUUGUUUUUUCCGUGUAAGCCGUUUCCGAAGAUAGCGUCAUCAGUCAUCAGUCUUCAAGACAAGGCGAGCUGUACACGAAUAUGGAAAAUUAAAUUAGUCAUAUUAUUUUUUAGGGUAGCGUUUCCUUCCGAACGACCGCACUGGACAUGCAAAUGUAAGUAAUUUUCUGAAACAAAAGUAUUUUCUCUCCACCUGUCUGACGACGUCACAACCACGUAAAAAAGUUGAGCUUAUUCAUUUGUUGAAUAUUACGAAAUUCUUUAGCAUGACUUAUGAAAAAUAUGCAUUGCUUAUUGCAUAAAGAUGUAUGGUAUCUUAAUUUAUUUCUCCACUGGGCAAAUAGAAAUUAAUUAUCCUUAUCUUUCCCAAUAAUGGAUACUUCAGAAAGUAUGAAAUGGAACCAUUAAAAGUUAUGAAACCUCUUUCUGAAUCCUCCCUUCUGCUGGUCAGACUUGUCGUGGUCUGUGACUCAUUGUCUGUAUUCAUUUAGGAUCAGCGCUUGCACCCUUUUUCAGUACUUUGAUAGCUUGAGAACCAUGAUAAGGAUGUCAGGCUUCUACUAAAACUAGUAUUGGUAUUCUCAACAACUCCACAUCAUUCAACACUGGAAACUCAAGUGUUUAAAUUACAACAUAUUCUGUAAUAGGUUUGCUUAGUUCUUUCACACAGCAACAUGCAUUCUGUGGCAAAUAUCUAUAAAAUCAAUAGGGUGUGCCAAUUACAGGACAGCAUCACAAAGCUGAAUUGAAACUGUAUGCUCAAUACAUGCCUAGAGGUCUAUAGUGCAACAACAAAAGCUUGAAUCUGCUUCUGUGUUUCAGUGAUGUUCACAAACAGUUUUUUCAUGCAUUUUCUCAUAUAUCUCAAGAAAAAAAAUCAAACAUUUUCACUUAAAUGUGAAUGUUGUUUUAUCUUUGAAAUCAUAGUGCAUCAAAUCAAAACAUUGUACUUUUGCAAACUGCUGAUGCAUAGCCUCAGUCACCAAAAUAUUGUUGAAUUAUUGUUAGCCUAUUUGGUCUUGAUGAGCAGUCAUUAGUAAUGAUGAGCAGAUGAGAACCAAAUGAGAUCACGUUAGCAAUGUUUCAGACAGGUCUCUGUAUAGCAGACUAUGGUUCUGUUGGUAAAGAAGUAUUUUAAAAAAAAAUCAUACUUUUGCUUUUAAGUUUUCUUAACAUGUCUUCUAGGCAUGCUUUUGCUUCCAGAUGUGGAUACGAACUGCAAAAUUAUCAAGAUGUCCUAGCCAGCUACAGCUUCAGCCAUGCACAUCACAUCUGCAGUGCACCAAAAUUGCCCACUUCUGCAAAUGAGAUGAUGGUAGAUUUGUAUUUUUUUUUAAAGGCUGUGUAUAUAUAAGAGUUGUAAGGAUGUAUCAGAUCGUAUCAGCAACUGUUGGGGAUAUUGGCAUUGGUGCCAUGAGUCAUUACUCGUUACCUAAGCGGAAGAGAGUGGGCAGACUUAGUCGUCCAGCAAUAGCAGCGAGCGUGCUUGGAGUCAUACUAGUUCUUGCUGCCAUGGUAGCGUGAUUCUCCUAUUGGGCUUCUCUUCACAAGGCCGACCUUCUGACAACUGAACGACUAGACCUUAAAAAAGAUGGUUUUGUCAUCCGGAACCAAGCUGGAGUUGUCAUUUUCAGAAUGGCAUUCAGGUCUGGAACCCUUGAUCUGGAUUCGUGUUCAAAAGAGGGAAAAAUUCUCAGCUGUGACAAAUCUAAUGCUGGGAAUAUACAUUUCUUCAUAGAAACAGUAAAGCCUAAAGACACAGUCAUGUGCUAUCGCGUGCGUUGGGAUGAGCUGGAGGAGCAACGGUCGGUGGAGCAUGACAUGUCCUUCAGUGGUUCACAUUGGUAUGGUGGUGCAGAGACUUGGUCACAGCAUUGGCCAAUAGUUGUGGAGGGACAGCAAGCACCCAAGCCUUUCAUUACAGGUGAUAUCUAUUCAAAUCAUCAAGCUUUUGGUGGCAUCUUGGAGCGCUACUGGCUUUCCUCCAAUGCAACAGCCAUAAAAAUUAAUGACUCUGUUCCGUUUCACCUUGGCUGGGAUGAAACUAACAGAACUCUGCGGUUCCAAGCUCGAUAUGACAACAGUCCUUAUAGGUCAGCCCCCGAUCAGCCCCAUGGUGUUAUACUAAGCUAUCAUGUAUGUGUUGGGCUUGAUGUCACCUCCAUACACAAGUACAUGGUACGUCAAUAUUUCAACAAGCCUUAUAAGGUUCCCUCAGAAGCUGUUUUCAGACAGCCAAUCUGGUCGACCCGGGCCCUAGUAGAAGUUAAUCAGGAAAUAAUUUUGAAAUAUGCAUCUGAUAUCCAAAAACAUGGCUUUAACUGCAGUCACCUGGAGCUGUUUGACAGAUACACUAGUGGCUAUGGGGAGUUUGAGUUUGAUCCCAUCAAGUUUCCCAAUGUCUCAGCCAUGUUUCAAAAACUAAGGAAAGAUGGUUUCCAGGUAACCCUAUGGACUCAUCCAUUUGUCAACUAUAAUUCUGUAAAUUUUGGCAUUGGAGUAGAAAGAGGUCUUUUUGUACGAGUGUCUAGUGGCCAGCUUCCUGCCUUGGUGCGUUGGUGGAAUGGUAUUGCUGGCAUUUUGGAUUUCACAAAUCCAGAAACUCGAGACUGGUAUGGCUCAAAUCUCCGCACCCUCAAGAAUAAGUAUGGAGUGGCUUCUUUUACCUUUGAUGCUGGAGAAACUAGCUACUUACCCCAGCAGUGGAGCACCUUCAUUCCUCUGCAAGAUCCGAGUACUUUCACCCGCCGCUACACUGAGAUGGCAAUACCGUUCAAUGACCGUGCAGAGCUGCGGACAGGCUAUCAGUCUCAAAACAUCUCCUGCUUCUUCAGAAUUAUUGACCGUGACUCUCUAUGGGGAUAUGAUCUUGGUCUCAAAUCUAUAAUCCCAGCUGUACUUACAAUAAGUAUUUUAGGCUACCAGUUUAUUCUACCAGACAUAGUGGGUGGAAAUGCAUAUGCAAACCACACUGAGGGUGUCAGUGGGCUUCCAGAUCGUGAGCUGUACAUCCGUUGGCUAGAGCUCUCAGCUUUCAUGCCAGCUAUGCAGUUCUCACUUCCACCAUGGCUCUAUGAUGAAGAGGUAGUGAAUAUUGCCAAGAAGUUCACUGCCCUCCAUGAUACGCUUGUAGCCCCUAGGAUUCUAGAACUUGCUGGCGAAGUGCUCUACACUGGGGAUCCCAUCCUUCGUCCUCUUUGGUGGAUUGCUACAGAUGAUGAGGCAGCUUACAAAAUUGACUCUCAGUUCCUUAUAGGGGAUGAUCUUCUGGUAGCUCCUGUACUUGAACCAGGCAAACAGGAAAGAGAUAUAUACCUUCCAGUUGGCAGAUGGAGAAGUUACAAGGGGGAGUAUUUUGAAAAAUGCCCUAUAUACCUUACUGAUUACCCAGUGGACUUGGAUGAGAUUGCUUACUUUGUGUGGUCAGGAUGAUUGUAAUUAUAUAGGGAAAUGGGUCCAAGGAACACCACAAUACUGUUGUAAUAUUGAAUAGUAAACCUUUUUUUUUUCUUUUUUUUUUUUUUACAUUAAUGUGUAUGUAUUAAAAUGAGUCAUUUUUAAUCCCAGUCAUAUGUUUUGGGAAUGUCUAUUUAUAAAUAAUCUCUGCACUCAAGUUUGCAGAACUUUGGAAGAUGACUGGGAUCUAUAUUACCCCAGACACAUGCUUGUGUCUACUAAAUGAUGAUACUUCCCUGAAUUUUGGAUUAAUUAACAAAUAAUUAUUUUCUUUGGCUUUAUAGCAGCAAAGAAGACAAUUUUUGAAAUUUGAAUGGGUACAAAUGCAAAUACGCAGUAGCCUAUUUAGUUAAUUUCCCAUGGACAGUGCAGGCCUGGCUGUGGUUUAAGAGGAUAUCCGUGACUCCACACUUAUUCUCUUCUUAAUAGUCCUACUUUACAUUUGCUUAUGAAUACAUGUAACAUUUUUAAGUUGUGCUGGCAAUCUCAGUUCUUUUGUUAAUGU